AUCGCAGGUCGGAAUUAGGCGACUGGGGCCCGCAGCCGUGGGUCUGCGCAGUCAUUGAAGAACUCUGCAGAAAAGUUGUCGACAGUCUCUCGAUCUGCUUGCUCAACCAUCAACCCACCACCAAACGACACGACAUCCGUCAGGUUCGACAAUCACACACCGACACAAUGGCCCCCAAGAAGAGCAAGAAGGAUGCCAACAGCAUCAACUCCCGUCUGGCCCUGGUCAUGAAGUCGGGUAAGGUGUCUCUCGGCUACAAGUCCACCCUCAAGGCCCUGAGAACCGGCAAGGCCAAGCUCGUCAUCAUUGCUGGCAACACCCCUCCCCUCCGCAAGUCUGAGCUCGAGUACUACUCCAUGCUGUCCAAGACUCCCGUCCACCACUUCUCCGGCACCAACAUCGAGCUCGGUACCGCUUGCGGUAAGCUCUUCCGCUGCAGCACCAUGUCCAUUCUCGACGCUGGUGACUCCGACAUCCUCGCCGACCAGCAGUCUUAGAUUGUCUCUAGCUCGUAGCUGGGAGGCAAGGCACGACUGCAUGGUUUUAUGACGGCGUUUCGGCAUCCGGGUCACGGUGAAACAAAAUGGGAUUUGGGAUAUUUCGCAAACCAGUCAUGCGAGCCAGCUGGCAGACAUGCACGCCGCGCGACGCAUCGUGGGCAGACAAUCCGACGAGUAGCAAUGUCCUGGGACUCUCCUCCACUCAAUAGCUAGUCCAAUGCCUAGUGUCGUUAUAAAAAUCGACAAAGUCCUCAGAUGAGGAAUACAAAAACAAGUGAUACCCCUGACAAUUGGAUCAUUUUUGAAGUACCAUGUGGUUGGC
This is a messenger RNA of Microdochium trichocladiopsis, 822 nucleotides long. RefSeq names its product 60S ribosomal protein l30-like protein. The coding region runs from base 168 to 497 and encodes 109 amino acids. NCBI's taxonomy places the organism in Eukaryota, Fungi, Ascomycota, Sordariomycetes, Xylariales, Microdochiaceae. Gene Ontology annotation, molecular function: RNA binding; structural constituent of ribosome. The transcript is spliced from 3 exons. The record is from RefSeq and is a predicted model, not a curated record. Gene Ontology annotation, cellular component: cytosolic large ribosomal subunit.